AUGUCUGUGCCUCUGAUCACAACCACUUCGACCAAAGACAAGCGACUCUCCCGCUUUAUGGAAACCGAGGCUGUGCGUUCUGUUGUGGUCAUGCUGCCUCCCAAGAACUGCCUCCCGAGGAACUACAGCUGCAUAGCUGGGUUGUUCGGGAGCUUGGCAGCAGAGCCGAGACUAGAAGACGUGGAGGGGAUGGAGCUGAACGGAACAAGCGAGCCCAUCGAGAUGCACCAUGUGGUGGAUGAGAGACCAAGAGGCCGGGAAUCCUUCCUCAAACCGCCGCAGAGUCCGAACCUGCGCCGGAGGUGCAAGUCUCUGCCGACCCCCAUAGAGAGAGCGAAGCUUGAGAUCUCCCGCAGCCGGAGUCCCUGCAGCCAGAAAAAGGUCCGUUUCGCCGACUCUCUGGGUCUGGAGCUCACCUCUGUGAAGCACUUCAAUGACACAGACAUGCCCGAUGUGCCGGAGCGCAUAAUGGCCAGAUUCGACAGGGGUCCCCUCCAUCUGAACCCCUUUGACAAGUUCCCCAGGGCACCGACCACCCAGUCAAGUUUUAUGGAGCUGCAAUUCAAGAACCCCGGGACCCUGCCAGGCUUUACUGAGAAAGUGAAAGAAGUGAGAGUGUUGUUGGAGUGUGCUGAAGCCGACGAGUUCAGUCUGUCGGGCGUCGUGCGGGUUUUGAACAUGGCUUUCGAGAAAAGUGUCUAUUUGAGGUUCUCAAUCAACAACUGGAUAACCUUCAUGGACAGUCUGGCAUCAUAUAUCCCAGAAUCAAGCGACGGCGUGACAGACAAAUUCUCCUUUAAGAUAAUCACCCCAACAACGUUUCUGGAGAGCGGAGGCACAUUCCAGUUUGCCAUAAGAUACUGCGUUGGUGGAGAUGAGUAUUGGGACAAUAAUAACGGGGUCAACUAUAAAGUGCGACGCCACAGGUUUAAGAUUUCUCCACCCCGUGAGUGGGAGGAUGGCUGGAUUCACUUCAUCUAACCUGCAUGCGUCCUUGGCGUUCUCACCGGCGCACUGUGUGUGUAAAGCAAGCAAUCUCUCCACGGGCACCGCUUUACCAUAAUGAAGAAUAGGGCUACC
Molecule: messenger RNA, 1080 nt
Organism: Salvelinus namaycush (lake trout)
Lineage: Eukaryota; Metazoa; Chordata; Actinopteri; Salmoniformes; Salmonidae
Product: protein phosphatase 1 regulatory subunit 3E-like
Exons: 2
Coding region: 1-981 (326 amino acids)
Biological process (GO): regulation of glycogen biosynthetic process
Cellular component (GO): protein phosphatase type 1 complex
Molecular function (GO): protein phosphatase 1 binding; glycogen binding
Source: RefSeq, a predicted model, not a curated record